This is a messenger RNA of Mastomys coucha (southern multimammate mouse), 1831 nucleotides long. It is a transcript of the gene Msto1, whose product is annotated as misato mitochondrial distribution and morphology regulator 1. Gene Ontology annotation, biological process: mitochondrion distribution. Bases 82 to 1749 code for a protein of 555 amino acids. Gene Ontology annotation, cellular component: cytoplasm. NCBI's taxonomy places the organism in Eukaryota, Metazoa, Chordata, Mammalia, Rodentia, Muridae. The transcript is spliced from 14 exons. The record is from RefSeq and is a predicted model, not a curated record.
GCUCGCGAACCAAUAGGGCGCGGGAGCCGCCCCCUCCAGCCACGGGCCCGCGGUAGCGGAGGGCCCGAGAGCCGCGGCGGUAUGGCAGGUGGGGCCCGCGAGGUGCUCACGCUGCAGUUGGGCCAUUUCGCGGGUUUCGUGGGGGCGCACUGGUGGAACCAGCAGGAUGCUGCGCUGGGACGCACGUCCGAGGAUGAAGAGCCUCCAGGCGAGCUGUGCCCAGACGUCUUGUACAGAACCGGCCGGACGCUGCACGGCCAGGAAACCUAUACGCCUCGUCUCAUCCUUAUGGAUCUGAAAGGCAGUCUGAAUACCCUAAAAGAAGAGGGUAGCCUCUACAGGGACCGGCAGCUAGAGGCUGCAGUAGCAUGGCAGGGGAAGCUCACCACACACAGAGAAGAAGCCCACCCCAAGAACCACCUCCAGGACCUUCUGAGUGCAGAGGGAGUGCCGAGUAGUGAUGGUACCUGGAGGGCCAAACUGAUCCAGACUAUCCAGAAUGGUAAAGAGAACAGCAUCAGAGUCUGGUCAGACUUCCUCAGAGUCCAUCUCCAUCCACGGAGCAUCUGUGUGAUUCAGAAAUACAACCAUGACGGCGAGACAGGCCGGCUGGAGGCUUUUGGACAAGGGGAGAGUGUCCUGAAGGAGCCCAGGUACUUGGAAGAGCUGGAGGACAGGCUGCAUUUCUAUGUGGAAGAAUGUGACUACUUGCAGGGCUUCCAGCUCCUGUGUGACCUACAUGAUGGCUUCUCUGGAGUAGGUGCUAAAACUGCAGAGUUACUACAAGACGAGUAUUCAGGGCGGGGAGUACUAACCUGGGGCUUGCUCCCUGGUCCCUAUAAUCUUGGGGAGCCCCAGAAAAAUAUCUAUCGUCUCUUAAACACAGCAUUUGGUCUGGUGCACCUGACUGGGUACAGCUCUUUCGUCUGUCCCUUAUCCCUUGGAGGGAACCUGGGCCUGCGACCCAAGCCACCUGUCAACUUCCCUUACCUACAUUAUGAUGCCACUCUGCCCUUCCACUGUAGCGCCAUCCUGGCUACAGCCCUGGACACAGUUACUGUUCCCUAUCGCCUACGUUCCUCAACGGUUACGAUGGCUCACUUGGCUGAUGUGCUAAGUUUCUCUGGGAAAAAGGUGGUAACAGCAGAAGCAAUCAUCCCCUUCCCACUGGUUCAAGACCAAUCCCUUCCUGACAUCCUGAUGCAGCUUGGAGAAGCCACCCCAUGGACAUCCCUGUCUGCAUGUGGGGAUUCUGCUGGACACCGGUGCUUUGCCCAGUCUGUGGUGCUCAGGGGCAUAGACAGAGCUAGCCACACCAGUAAGCUCAACCCAGGGACACCUCUGCCCUCCGCUCUCCAUGCAUGUGCCUCUGGAGAAGAAGUCUUGGCCCAGUACUUACAGCAGCAGCACCCUAGAGUCUUAAGUUCAUCACAUCUGCUGCUGACUCCCUGCAAAAUGGCUCCUCCAUACCCACACUUCUUCUCAAGCUUCAGUCAGAAAGGGCUGGCCAUGGACGGUCCCCCCAAGGGCACAGCAGUACAGAGCAUCCCUGUGUUUGGGGCCUUGCGUUCAACUUCAUCCUUGCACCGGACCCUGAGAGACUUGGCUGAAGAGCUCAGCAGACUUGACCUGCGGCGCUGGUCUAGCUUCAUGGACGCUGGGGUGGAGCAGGAUGACAUGGAAGAGCUGCUGCAGGAGUUAUACAGCCUGGCCCAGUGUUACCAGGAGGGUGACAGUCUUUCGAACUGAAGUCCAGGGGAGGGUACCGGGGAGAUAAUUUAUAAUAAAAGCUGCCGUGCAGGAACCCAGUGUAUAGGGACCUGUUACAUGA